AAGGCGGCGUGCGCGCGUCCGUGCCGUGGUGGGCGUGGCCGGGGCGGAGACGCGAGGAGGGGAGCAGAGAACGCGCUGGCGGAGAGGAAUUCCGGCUUCUUUGCCUCCUCGCCCUACUUUGGUUUACCUGCCGCCGCCUAGUCCUCUUCGCCUCCUUCUCUUUGAUGAUUCGGGUCCUCGGCUUCCCUCACGAUAUUGCAGAAAGACACGGCUUUCCUCUUCCUCUCCAAACCACCUCGAAGCAGGGACGUCAUCAGAAUAUUAUUUGAAGAAAGUGUCAUGGAAGUUCUGCGUCCACAGCUUAUAAGAAUUGAUGGCCGGAAUUACAGGAAGAAUCCAGUCCAAGAACAGACCUAUCAACAUGAAGAAGAUGAAGAGGACUUCUAUCAAGGCUCCAUGGAGUGUGCUGAUGAGCCCUGUGAUGCCUGCGAGGUGGAGCAGACCCCACAAGGAUUCCGGUCUACUGUGAGGGCCCCCAGCUUGCUCUAUAAGCAUAUAGUUGGAAGGAGAGGGGACACUAGGAAGAAAAUAGAAAUGGAGACCAAAACUACUAUUAGCAUUCCUAAACCUGGAGAGGACGGGGAAAUUGUAAUCACUGGCCAGCAUCGAAAUGGUGUAAUUUCAGCCCGAACACGGAUUGAUGUUCUUUUGGACACUUUUAGAAGAAAGCAGCCCUUCACUCACUUCCUUGCCUUUUUCCUCAAUGAAGUCGAGGUUCAGGAAGGAUUCCUGAGAUUCCAGGAGGAAGUACUGGCGAAGUGCUCCAUGGAUCAUGGGGUUGACAGCAGCAUUUUCCAGAAUCCCAAGAAGCUUCAUCUCACUAUUGGGAUGUUGGUGCUUUUGAGUGAGGAAGAGAUCCAGCAGACAUGUGAGAUGCUGCAGCAGUGUAAAGAGGAAUUCAUUAAUGACAUUUCUGGGGGUAAACCCCUAGAAGUGGAGAUGGCAGGGAUAGAAUACAUGAAUGAUGAUCCUGGCAUGGUGGAUGUUCUUUACGCCAAAGUCCAUAUGAAAGAUGGCUCCAACAGGCUGCAAGAAUUAGUUGAUCGAGUGCUGGAACGUUUUCAGGCAUCUGGACUAAUAGUGAAAGAGUGGAAUAGUGUGAAACUGCAUGCUACAGUUAUGAAUACACUAUUCAGGAAAGACCCCAAUGCUGAAGGCAGGUACAAUCUCUACACAGCGGAUGGCAAAUAUAUCUUCAAGGAAAGAGAAUCAUUUGAUGGCCGAAAUAUUUUAAAGUUGUUUGAGAACUUCUACUUUGGCUCCCUGAAGCUGAAUUCAAUUCAUAUCUCUCAGAGGUUCACCAUAGACAGCUUUGGAAACUACGCUUCCUGUGGACAAAUUGACUUCUCCUGAGGUAGAUCUUGGAAAGCACUAGAAACUGAACAUCCUCACCAGGUGCUGAAGAAAAGUGUCUUCGUUUUAAUUGCCAAGCAGAGAUGUGGACAUUUGGAUGGUGACUUUCCUGGGUGGUGCCACAUAGAUUCACCAUUGCCUCUAAUGGUGUCUACAGCCAUCACACUACCAGCCGAGAUGGUGGUGGGCAUAAGGAGAAUUUGUGCCUAUAACCCUUAGUGUGUUCUGUUUUUUUUUUCUUUUAAUUUUUAAAUUGUGGUAAAAUACUCAUAAAACAUACUGUCUUCACCAUUUUUAAGUGCACAGUUCAGUAACAUUAACUGUUAAUACGUUCAUAUUGCUGUGCGGCCGUCGCUACCGUCAAUCUACAUAGGCUUCUCAGCUUGUAAAAUGGAAACUGUACCCGUUAAACAGUAAUUCCCACUCCUCCCAGCCCCUGCAGCCACCAUUCUGCUUUCUGUCUCUCUGGUUUUGACUAUUCUCAGUAUCUCAUAUAAGUGGAAUCAUAGAGUGACUUGUCUUUUUGUGACUGGCUUAUUUCACUUAGCAUAAUGUCCUUAAGGUUCAUCCAUGUUGUGUCAGGUGACAGGAUUUCCUUCCUGUAUUAUACGUAUAAUGGAAUGUUCUGUUACAUUUGUGUACCACACUCUGUUUCUCUAUCAGUGAGCACUUGGCUUACUUCCUGUUGACCAUUGGGAGUAGUGCUAAUACAGACAAGGGUGUGCAAAUAUCUCUUUGAGACUCUGCCUUUAAUUCCUUUACCACCCAGAGUUUUAUCUUUAGCAAAAUAACUAUUAAAGUUUUUUGCCUUUUAC
Messenger RNA from Rhinopithecus roxellana (golden snub-nosed monkey), 2168 nucleotides. RefSeq names its product activating signal cointegrator 1 complex subunit 1 (gene ASCC1). The record is from RefSeq and is a predicted model, not a curated record. Gene Ontology annotation, molecular function: RNA binding. Gene Ontology annotation, cellular component: nucleus. Gene Ontology annotation, biological process: regulation of DNA-templated transcription; DNA alkylation repair. The transcript is spliced from 10 exons. The coding region runs from base 280 to 1353 and encodes 357 amino acids. Lineage: Eukaryota; Metazoa; Chordata; Mammalia; Primates; Cercopithecidae.